AUGGUGGAACGUUUCUUGGAGCAGCAGCAGGUUGUCUGUGCUGUCCUGGCUGAGGACAGGAAAAAAUGGCAUCUGAUGCCAAAAGACUCAGAUAUUACAGUUUUAGAAACUGUUAAAGCAGUUCUUGAGCCAUUCAGUCCUUUUACUGAUGCACUUAGCGGGGAAGAACAUACCACCCUGUCUUCAGUCUUGCCGUUACUCUGGAAGAUAUUUGAGUGUCUCAGUCAUGAACAAAGUGACUCUGCAUUAGCCAAAGAGAUGAAGGAAAAGAUACACGAGUAUCUUCAGCAUCGCUAUGAUGACCUUCAGCUUCGGUUUCUUUUGAACACUGCAACCUACCUUGAUCCACGAUUUAAGAACAGCUUUGUCUCUCUAAAGGAUGAUGUGAAGCAAAGUCUCCUGGAUGAGGUGUCUGGAGGAUUGUCAAGUAAAGAAGUCAGGCCAUCAAAAAAAUCCAAAAAUCACCUAAAGUUUCUGCUUUCCACCAUUCAAGGGAAAAAGAAAGAAAAAGGAGAGCCAGCAUCCUCAAGUCAAGCACCUCUUUCUGCAAGUGACGAGAUAAAUGGUGAAUUCUUGGUGUACGAUCAGAUGCCUGAGGUCAGUCCUGAGGAUGAUCCACUUAUCUGGUGGAAAACAAAUAUGGGUACUCUACCUCAACUAUCAGAGUUUGCCAGGAAGUACCUUUGCAUUGCUGCAUCUAGCUGUUCAUCUGAAAGAGUGUUUAGUACUGCAGGGUACAUUGUUAGCCCAAGACGCUCAAGACUGAGUCAGGAACAUGUGGAUAUGUUAGUGUUUCUAUCGGAAAAUCUGGAAAUUGCAAAGAAAGUAACUUAA
Messenger RNA from Hydra vulgaris (swiftwater hydra), 834 nucleotides. RefSeq names its product E3 SUMO-protein ligase ZBED1-like. Lineage: Eukaryota; Metazoa; Cnidaria; Hydrozoa; Anthoathecata; Hydridae. The record is from RefSeq and is a predicted model, not a curated record. Gene Ontology annotation, molecular function: DNA binding; protein dimerization activity.